This is a messenger RNA of Knipowitschia caucasica, 411 nucleotides long. NCBI's taxonomy places the organism in Eukaryota, Metazoa, Chordata, Actinopteri, Gobiiformes, Gobiidae. The record is from the annotation of a GenBank genome assembly.
AUGUUUGCUAAUGCGGCUGCAAAGUACGGGCUGGAAGACAGUUUGGAGACACAUCAAAAGUCCAGAGGGAGGAGGGAAACUACAAGUGUGGAGGAGUUGUUUAGCUGUCAACACGGCUGCCGUCUGGAAGGGGGAUGGUUACCAUGGCUGGGGAAGAGAGGAGGAAAUGCCUGGGAUGUUGACAAGGCAAUGGAAAUGCCCGGGCCCCUCACAAUGACUGCUGCAGAAAUCCCCUCUGGAAGUGUGUGUGCGGCGCAGGCUGGAGCCGAAGAUGAAGUGUGUAAUGGAAUAAGGGCCGUGGUACACCUCCGUCAUGUCUCAUUAGAGCCCGUGGAGGAUGCGGGGGAGUGGGGGGAUAUAGACGGCUGUGUCCCCCUGACGCUGGUGGUCUGCAAGACGAGCUGUGACUAG